UAGAAAUCACUUGAUUUAACUCAGCAGCACUUUUUAAAUUUUAUGUCUAUUACUCUAGCAGUCCUCUCUAAAUACCAGAGGCAUUAGAUUUCAUGUCAGCAGAUGAGUCAAAAAUUGCCAAAACGGAUCUGCAUGUACCUCUGUGGCUCUGGGUGUCUGGUGAAGACCAUUUUAGGUGACUGACCAAGGGAAGGAAAUGCCUUAGUGAGACUGGAAUCACAGCCAUAUUGCCACCACCAUGUCUACCAUACAAAGAAAAGGCAGAAGCCACCUGUUUAACAGUUUGUACUCCAGUAAACUGAAGCUUCCGGAAGACCAGCGACAGCAAGAAAAAUCUGUCAUUGCUCAACCAAUAUUCAUUUUUGCAAAGAGAGAACAAACUUUUAAGAGACCUGCAGAAGACACCGCAUAUGAAGCAGCAGAGCAUGAAUGCAAUGGUUUUCUAAGAAAGCGUGUACGGUCUUCAUCUUUUACUUUGCAUACUACAGACCCUCAGUCCCAAGGAGCAUCAACCUUGUCCCAGAAUCGAAUGAGAUCAUCAUCCUUCACCAACCUCCUGACCUUCCCCCCUUCUGGGCCAGUGAAGAAAAACAAUGUUUUUAUGAUAUCAACUCUUGUGCAAAGGAAUGUGGAUAUGAACAGUACAGAUCAAGGUCCUGUGAAACAUUCUGAACAUGUCCUAAGACCUGCUAUUUUGCAGCCACCUCAAGCUCAAAGGUGUGAAAAAGUAAGAAAAACAUUUGGACACAAUACCUUGGAAUCCUGCAAGACUAAGGAAAAAACAAAAAAUAAGAUUUCUGUGGGGAACUCUUCUUUGCUAAGUGAAAAUUUAUCAAGUGCCAGAAUUUCAGUCCAGCUGACUACUAACCAGAAUUGUUUAGGUGCUACAUCAGUAGGAUGUCAACCAAAUGAAGAUAAGUAUUCUUUUAAAAGCUGCAGUUCUGAUUUCGUGUUCGGAGAAAACAUGGUAGAAAGAGUUUUGGAUAUUCAACAUCUCACCCAACCUCAACUCGAAAAUGACUCAAACACCAGGGAAAAACCGUUCAAAUCCACUCUAGAAUUUCCUGUCAACUCUCCAAAUUCAAGCACAGACUCUAUUAAAAAUAUAUCCCUAAUUGAAUCAGCUGCUGCUUUCUCUUCUAAGCCAUCACCCAAAUGCUUGCUGGAGAAAAUUGAUGUUGUAACAGGGGAAGAAGCAGAGCAUAAUGUAUUAAAGAUCAACUGCAAGCUUUUUAUAUUCAACAAAACAACACAGUCCUGGAUUGAAAGGGGCAGAGGAGCUUUGAGGCUGAAUGACACAGCGAGCAGUGAUUGUGGAACAUUCCAGUCAAGACUAAUUAUGCGCAAUCAAGGCAGCCUGAGGCUGAUCCUCAAUAGCAAACUCUGGGCUCAAAUGGAGAUUCAAAGAGCGAACCACAAAAAUUUGCGAAUAACAGCUACUGAUUUAGAAGACUAUAGCAUCAAAGUGUUUUUAAUUCAGGCCAGCGCCCAAGACACAGGAUGUCUGUAUGCAGCAAUACAUCAUCGGCUCAUUGCACUUCGAAGCUUCGAUAAACAGAAAGAUGUAAAUCAAGCCGAAAGCCAGUCAGAACCAAGCCUCCGACAAUUAAACUGCGAGAGCUGUGAUGAGGAGGAGGAGGAUUUGGUCCAAGUCACGAAAAAUAGAUCAGAUGCUUCUAGGUGGACCCACAGACAGUCGGUUGCCUGUUCAUGAACGCUAUCUACUAUAAACGUGACAACAUCUACAAAAAGAUUGGUCAUCUUACUGAAAAUACUAAGCCAUCCUACAAAAUGAGAAGAUCCUAUUCGUUCCUUGAAGAGUUUUUAUAGCAAAGGUCAUGAAAGAUAAUUUGGUGCAAUUAAGAUUUUUCUCUUACAUAGUCUAAUAAUUGCACGGUUUUACAUUUUGAUUAUUGUGGAGAAAAUGACAGAAUUUAAGAAAUACACGGACUUUGGAAGUUCAAAAUUUAUCAUUUUUGAAGAAGCUAAUUUAGAAUAGAAUUUGAUAACUAAUUUGGACUAUUCAUCACAUUGGUGGAUAUAAUAGUUCAAAUAAAUUGCUGGAUUUCAUAAAUAUCUAACCAAAA
Callorhinus ursinus (northern fur seal) is the source of this 2087-nucleotide messenger RNA. It is a transcript of the gene RANBP3L, whose product is annotated as RAN binding protein 3 like. Lineage: Eukaryota; Metazoa; Chordata; Mammalia; Carnivora; Otariidae. The record is from RefSeq and is a predicted model, not a curated record. Gene Ontology annotation, biological process: protein export from nucleus.